CUUGCGAACACCGGACCUUUGAACGGACAGUGAUCGGAGUUCAGUUUUUUUCUCACUCGAGGGAAAUAAUUCCCAUUGGCUCAUGGCAAGAAGAGCCUGAAGUCGAAAAAAGCGGUCCCCUGGUUCUUGAAGUAAUGUUGCCCCCAGUGCUUUGCGGGAAUUUGGUGAAAGCUGUUGUGUAAGAACAUUGCGGACAGCAGUCCAUCGUUGGGUGGGGAGUCCACUCGCCUCAGAUCUCGAAACCGUGGGGGCGCCAACCGAACACUUCAAGAACCGGACUUGUCAGUGUCACUUUUUAUUUGUUAGGCUAGUGUCGCCGGUGGUGAGAAGCUUGCUGUUAUAAGGUCUGUGGUUCUCGGUGGAUGUAACAUCUCCUUGAACUGGUUCGUCUUGAAGAUGAUCAGCUCCGAUGUAUCCGCGGAAGAACAGUUGACAUUGUGGAUGACCGUCCAAUCCCAGGUUUUACUCAUCAUCUGAACUACAGAGAGCAGCAUGUCGAACCAGGCUGAUAGACAGGAACGUAUAUGUCCGGCAGCUGGGCGGUAAGCUCCCGUGGGUCAUGGCUGACUGACGGAGGUUGCUGUCAAUGUGGGCAUUGGUGGGAUCCGGCGCCGGAACCUUCAAGUUCGUCCAAAUGCGCGCGGCGGGUCAAUGUCUGCGGUUGUCUGUGCCGUGCUUCCCCCAAGCGGCACCUUGGGGGGCACUGGUGUUUCGAAACCAACAAGCUGAUGAAUCCGAAGCAGUAUGUGUCGGGCUAAGAAAAGGAUGUAUGUAGGGUCUGCUUUGGCUCGAGGAUUCCCAACAAAAACCGGGACCUUGCUCUCAAUGAGAAGCUACACAGUCGAGAUGCCCCGAGCGACGGUGGGAUUUGUCACUCAGUCCAGCCGCCCAGUUGAUUCCCACGCGAUGGCGGAUCGUGGAACAGAAGCCAAGUCCCCACGGUCCCCCAAGCUCCAAGCUCCGGGGCGGCGAAACCGAUAGCUUCAUCAGACGACUGGGAGGAUCUGAUAAAAAUACAAAGGCACCUCCUGGGUUGUCCCCUCCUUCUGGGGCCAGGCAAGGGAGCACAUCCCAGUCAUUGGGGGCAACCUGGAAGCUUCCCAGUGUCCAAGGGCUCAGAAGAAGAGGUAUGACGGGAGGAGGUGGCACGUUACGGGCAUUUUCAUUUCAGUUGGGUCGUGAGGCGGUCAUGGUCAUGGUCGAGGUAACUGCCUGAGUAAGCCCCACGUCAAAUUAUCCGCUGUUUGGGAGUCUCCCGUCAGGCCAAGCUGCCCGCUGUCCCGCUGUCCUCUGUCCGCUGCACGCACUUGAACAAUGACCCUCCCCCUCCGACCUCGAAAGCUCGGGUCCUCUUAAAAGUUUCGUCAUUCAGUCCGCCAUUUCUCCCCUCCCUCUCUGACUUUCUCCAUAACAAAUCCCCCUGGCUGAGGAUUACUCCCUUCCAUCAAUUCUGCUCCGGACAGCACCUCUACAACUUCACCUUUUGCAUCUUGACCGUUCCCCCUGUCGCAGAUUUCCUUCACAAUGUCUGGCGCUGUCGCCCGCCUGGCGAAUAUCAACGUCGGCGGCGUUGUGAACGCUGCUGGCUCCCUCCUUAACCUCCAAUCCCAAAGAAAUGCUAACAGUGAUGAUGGUGGAAGUGCUGAUCUCGGCCUCAUCGGCCUGGCCGUCAUGGGCCAGAACUUGAUUCUGAACAUGGCCGACCAUGGCUUCACCGUUUGCGCUUUCAACCGUACCGUUUCCAAGGUCGACCGCUUCCUUGCCAACGAGGCCAAGGGCAAGAGCAUUGUCGGCGCUCACUCUACCGAGGAGUUCGUUAAGAAGCUCAAGAGCCCCCGCCGCAUCAUGCUUCUCGUCCAGGCCGGCAAGGCUGUCGAUGACUGGAUCGAGACCCUCCUUCCCCUUCUCGAGGCUGGUGACAUCAUCAUCGAUGGCGGUAACUCACAUUUCCCCGACUCCAACCGGAGAACAAAGUACCUUGCCUCCAAGGGUCUCCGCUUCGUCGGUGCCGGUGUCUCCGGUGGUGAGGAGGGUGCCCGCUACGGCCCCUCCAUCAUGCCCGGUGGUGAUGAGUCAGCCUGGCCCUUCAUCAAGGACAUCUUCCAGAGCAUUGCUGCCAAGAGCGGUGGUGAGGCUUGCUGUGAGUGGGUUGGUGACGAGGGUGCUGGUCACUACGUCAAGAUGGUGCACAACGGUAUCGAGUACGGUGACAUGCAGUUGAUCUGUGAGGCGUACGAUAUCAUGAAGCGCGGUCUCGGCAUGUCUAGCAAGGAGAUUGGUGACACCUUCACCAAGUGGAACAACGGUGUCCUCGACUCUUUCCUGAUCGAGAUCACCAAGGACAUCAUGUACUUCAACGAUGAGGAUGGCAAGCCUCUCGUCGAGAAGAUCCUCGACAAGGCCGGCCAGAAGGGUACCGGCAAGUGGACUGCUGUCAACGCCCUGGAUUUGGGCAUGCCCGUCACCCUCAUUGCCGAGUCUGUGCUCGCUCGCUGCCUGUCUGGCAUCAAAGAGGAGCGUGUCAAGGCUUCCACCAAGCUCGAGUUUGUUGGCCGUGCCACCACCUUCGAGGGUAACAAGGAGCAGUUCCUCGAGGACCUCGAGCAGGCCCUCUAUGCCUCCAAGAUCAUCUCCUACGCCCAAGGCUUUAUGCUCAUGCAGGAGGCGGCCAAGGAGUACGGCUGGAAGCUCAACAAGCCCUCCAUUGCCCUCAUGUGGCGUGGUGGCUGUAUUAUCCGCUCCGUCUUCCUCAAGGACAUCACCGCCGCCUAUCGCAACAACCCCGACCUUGAGAACCUCCUCUUUGACGACUUCUUCAACAAGGCCAUCCACAAGGCUCAGCCCGGCUGGAGAGACGUCGUCUCCAAGGCCUCGCUCCUUGGUCUCCCCAUCCCCUCUUUCUCCACUGCCCUGUCGUGGUUUGAUGGCUACAGAACCAAAGACCUGCCCGCCAACCUCCUCCAGGCUCAGCGUGAUUACUUCGGUGCCCACACCUUCAGAAUCAAGCCCGAGGCUGCCACGGCCAAGUACCCCGAGGGGCAAGAUAUCCACGUCAACUGGACCGGCAGAGGAGGCAACGUCUCUGCUUCUACUUACCAAGCAUAA
Podospora pseudopauciseta is the source of this 3105-nucleotide messenger RNA. RefSeq names its product phosphogluconate dehydrogenase (decarboxylating) gnd1 (gene GND1). Bases 1525 to 3105 code for a protein of 526 amino acids. Gene Ontology annotation, cellular component: cytosol. Gene Ontology annotation, molecular function: NADP binding; phosphogluconate dehydrogenase (decarboxylating) activity. The record is from RefSeq and is a predicted model, not a curated record. Lineage: Eukaryota; Fungi; Ascomycota; Sordariomycetes; Sordariales; Podosporaceae. The transcript is spliced from 4 exons. Gene Ontology annotation, biological process: pentose-phosphate shunt; pentose-phosphate shunt, oxidative branch.